GAAUGUGAGUCUCAGGAGCUACGUGGACAGCCACCGUGCUCUCUGCUACCUUUGUCACUGCAGCUGCUGCCCCACUUCAGGCCAAGGACAUGGACAAGCUGUUGUUUUGUGUCUCUGUCCUCACCAACCUCCUGGGAGCCUUCGCUCAGACAGACCUCAGUGGAAAGGUAUUUGUGUUCCCCAGAGAAUCUUCUAGUGAUUAUGUGAAUUUGAUCACACAGCUGAAGAAGCCUCUGCAGAACUUGACCUUGUGUUUGCGAGCCUAUAGUGACCUUUCCCGCCCCUACAGCCUCUUCUCCUACAACGCUCAGGGCAAGGAUAAUGAACUACUAAUUUAUAAAGAAAAAGUUGGACAGUAUAGUCUAUAUAUUGGACGGAGCAAAGUCACAGGCAAAGUGUUUGAAGACUUCCCUGCCCCAGUACACAUCUGUACCAGCUGGGAGUCCUCCUCAGGCAUUGCUGAAUUUUGGAUCAAUGGGAAACCUUUGGUGAAAAAGGGUCUGAGGCAGGGAUACUCAGUGGAACCUCACACCAAGAUUGUCCUGGGACAGGAGCAGGAUUCCUUUGGAGGUGGUUUUGAUAGGAGCCAGUCCUUUGUGGGUGAGAUCGGAGAUUUGUACAUGUGGGACUCUGUGCUGUCUCCAGAAGAGAUCCAGUUUGUGUAUCAGGGUUCCUCUCUCAAUUCUAAUAUCCUGAACUGGAGGGCUCUAAACUUCGAAGUAAAUGGUUAUGUUGUCAUCAAGCCCCUGGUGUGGGCCUGACCCUAUACCUGUCGCUUUUUGAAUUUCCUAUCUACAUAUUUGUCUAAUAAAAAAAUGUAUUAUGCCACUUGCA
Messenger RNA from Sciurus carolinensis (gray squirrel), 834 nucleotides. RefSeq names its product amyloid P component, serum (gene Apcs). Lineage: Eukaryota; Metazoa; Chordata; Mammalia; Rodentia; Sciuridae. Gene Ontology annotation, biological process: innate immune response. The record is from RefSeq and is a predicted model, not a curated record. The transcript is spliced from 2 exons. Bases 90 to 761 code for a protein of 223 amino acids. Gene Ontology annotation, molecular function: complement component C1q complex binding.